Messenger RNA from Knipowitschia caucasica, 474 nucleotides. NCBI's taxonomy places the organism in Eukaryota, Metazoa, Chordata, Actinopteri, Gobiiformes, Gobiidae. The record is from the annotation of a GenBank genome assembly.
AUGAUGGAGGUGAUGCUGUGGAGGUGGGGGAGGAGAGUGGUUGUGAGGAGGAGUGUGAUCGAUGUGAGGGAUUGUCGUGUGGAAGGAGGUGAAGAGGAGGUAUCCCAGGUGCGGGUAGAGAGUGUGGGGGAGCUGCCAGGGCUUAUGGGCAGGUCGUCUACAGAUACUUGUUGGCUCGGGAUUAUGGCUGAACGCAGGGGGGUCAGACGUUGGGUGGAGAUGAGGUCGUGUACUGCAGGGGGUCACAGGUGUGGGAGGGGCGUUGAUACUGCAGGGGGGAUUCCAGGAAUAUGGGGGGAGCGGUGGUGGCGAGUCGUUAGUAUACGAACCGAAGCGGAGGUCUUCGACCGCGGGAUUGGGCGCGAGGUGGUAGGGAACUUGGAUCAGUCCCGGUGGGACGGGCUUGGCGUGGGAUGCUGGGUUUGCCUCUGGAGCAUGUUAUCAGCCGUUCUGUAUCAGUACUCGCAUGUUUAG